Messenger RNA from Rotaria sp. Silwood1, 871 nucleotides. Lineage: Eukaryota; Metazoa; Rotifera; Eurotatoria; Philodinida; Philodinidae. The record is from the annotation of a GenBank genome assembly.
AUGAAGUUUGAAGACUUGCCCAACGAGUUAUUAUUAGAUUUAUUCGAACAUUUUAACUUAAUUUAUCUUCUUCAUGCCUUUAAUAGUCUCAAUAGCCGUUUUAACAAAUUAGUCUUUAUUCAUUUUCGACAUUAUCGUCUUAAUUUUCAAUCUAUAUCCAAGUAUGAUUUUGAAUAUGUCUGUGAACAUUAUUUUCCAUUGAUUGUUGAUCGAAUAAUUUCACUUUAUCUUUCCGAUAAUGAUGAGACACCUCAUUUACCUGAAUUAUUUUUGUCUUAUGGUUAUACUUUAGAUCAAUUCAUAUAUUUACAAUCACUUUCACUUUAUUCUAUUUCUUCGAUCAAUAUAUUAAAUCAAAUAAUAUUUCAAUGUCGUCAUCUUCGACAAUUGACACAUCUUUACAUAAUUAAAUGUUAUUUUCAUUGUGAAGAAAAAGACAAUCUCUUCUUAAUGAACAAUAUUUGGAAUAUUUCAAAACUUAUUUAUUGUAAUCUUGAUUGUUUUCAUCCAGAUAAUAAUGUUUUCAUUGCAAGUACAAUAAUAUCAGAAUCAAUCAAAUAUCUUAUCAUGAAAAAUAUCAAAUGUGAUUUAAAUAAUCUAUCUUAUUUAUUACAAUGUACACCUCAUCUUCGACAACUUUAUACAACUAUUUCGUGUCAAUUACAAAAUGAAGAAUUAAGAAAUAUUUUUUCAUCAAUUAUAUCAUUGAAAUUAAUAUAUUUAGGUUCAAUUGACUCAAUGAAAUAUCUUUUUCAGAAUCUAAAAAAUUUAUCUUAUUUAACACUUGAAACAUCGAGUAUCUAUUUAAAUGGAUAUGAAUGGGAAAUGUUUCUUAUUGAUAUUUUACCACAAAUUAAACAGUUUCGAUUUA